AUGAAGAUCAUCAACAGCAUCACACGGCGCAUCCGACGAAUACCGUCCGCAUGUUCGCCAUCAGCCUUGCAUCGCACACACUACACAGGCUCCCUCCUCUUCAACCUCGCAUCAUUCAUCCUCCCCGCCCUCUACGGAACUCUAUCCAAACUCUGGGUUGCCAAUAUCGACUCCUCCAUGGUUGUGCUGACCGAUGCAUACACCUACAUGAACACAGCUUCUGAGGCAGUCAACGAAGGCCUACCGCGAGCAGCAUGGGUCAUCAUUGGAGACAAGGCUUCGCGAUCACUAGCAAAGCGCUUGCAGUUGACACAUACCCUUAUCGCAUUUCAGUCUGUUAUCGGACUGCUAUUGAGUAUUGUGUUUCUUGCAGCUGCAUCGUCCUUUGCUAGAAGCUUUGUUCCAUCUGAAGUACGCGGUGUAAGCCUGACGUAUGUGCGAAUCGCAUCCUUCACUGUCUUCAGCGGAGCAUUGGAAACAGCAGUGGCUACGGCGACAAGAGCGUUAGACAAACCGGAUAUUCCACUAGCAAUCAGCAGCGUCAAGUUCGCCGUCAACAUCAUCCUCGACUUUCUCCUCAUCUCUCGAUUCCACGUCGGCUCUUUUACACCUACUGUCAACAUGCAGGGCACAAUCCAGCUGGUCUGCAAUCUUGUAGCAGCCUUUGCUGGACUUGCCUACUUCCUGUGGUCGAACACCUGGUCUUUCAUGAGACACACACCACAUGCUUCUCAGGAAAGUCUACGCCCUAGCUUUUCUGCAUUCAAGGUCCUUCUCCGACCUGGUAUCAUCUUCUUCAUUGAGUCAGCGGUCAGAAAUGCUUUAUAUCUAUGGCUGGUGAGCACAAUCGUUGCUUUGGGUGCGGUCUAUGCCACAGCUUGGGGAGUCUUCAACACCAUCCGCUGGGGACUGAUCAUGGUACCUGUGCAAGCACUGGAAGCCACCGCCUCACAAUUCAUCGGCCACAACUGGGGAGAUUGGAGAAGGCGCGUGGAUGUCAGUACACGAAAGCCAAGAGCACCGUGGAAAGAUUUGCACGAAAUUGCGCGGCCAGCAUUGAGGUCACUGGCGCUUGCGAUUAUCUUUGAAGUCCCCAUUGCGAUAUUUCUUACUCUGUUCGGAGCAAAGCCCUUUGCGUCAUAUAUCAGCGGUUCUGGCGAAGUGGCAAAAGUCACAGCGUAUAUGUGGGAAAGUCUCGACUGGUGCUAUGUCUUUUACGCCAUGUCUACGCAGCUUGCUACCAUUCUUCUCGCAACACGGCCACGAUGGUAUUUGUAUCAAAGUCUCGCAAGCAAUCUGCUGUAUGUUUUGCCAUGGGCUAUUGCGUGUCAAGUGAAUGACCUGAAUGAGGAUAAUGCGUGGUGGUACUAUAAGUUUGUUUUCGGAGGGAGUCUUGUAUUCAGUUUCGGUACUAUUGUGGUUGUUGAUUCUCUCUGGGCUUGGACUUUGCAUAAUGGAAAGACGAAGCUAGAGCCUUUCAGAGAGUAG
This is a messenger RNA of Fusarium sp. VM40, 1488 nucleotides long. The record is from the annotation of a GenBank genome assembly. Lineage: Eukaryota; Fungi; Ascomycota; Sordariomycetes; Hypocreales; Nectriaceae.